UCCCAGUACGAAGCUUUUAUCUUCCAGUGCGAAGUGCAGUGGGAGCCCACUGGGAGAAGCGCGUUCACGCAUGCAGCGGCGCGCCUCGGAGCGGACGGCGCGUCACGGGGGGGCUGGUCGGUGACACGGGCUGGCACCGGGAGUUAAUGAAUCCGAGAGUAAGUAGCGGAAUGUACCGGUCUGUGAUCUUCGACGCUGCCGGCUAGCACCUUGCUCACCGCUGCCAUGGUACGUCUUACAGACGGAGCAGUAGUGACACCUCGGCGCUUUAGAGCGAACGAUUCUUUGGAUGGUUCUUCUUAUUAGCGGACUCUAGUCAUCCGGACCCGGGAGGGGACCACAGGACGGACGGACAUGGAGAAGGGGGUCCGAGGGAAGCCGGGAGCGCGUCGGGAGAAGAGCUCUAAGAACGGGAAGCUGUUCCGGAGGAGGUCGUUCCGGUUCGUCGGGGGCUUCAUGAACAAGAUCAUGAGAACUUUGGGAACUUUAUCGCAUUUUGGAGGAGACAUGGACGACGGGAGGCGGGAGACGGAGGAUGAUGACGGGGGGUUCCGGGAUGGGACCCCCUGCACCCUCCUGGCCAACUCCGGGAAGAUGUUGAGGGAGGAACCCACCGGGGGGCCGGGGGACCAGCUCCUCAAGAAGACCUGCACCACCACCACGACCGCCACCUCGGGGUCCCACCGGUCCUCGGGGCGGGAGAAGCUUUUCUGGUACUACGGGGACCAGACACCCGGGGUCCUGGGGCUGAAGAACCACGGGAACACCUGCUUCAUGAACGCCGUCGUCCAGUGCCUGAGCAACACCGACCUGCUGGCCGAGUACCUGGGCCUGGAGCGGUACAAGACGGACCUGGGUCCUGGGGCUGGGGACGGGCCGGGGGGUCAGGGGGGGACCAGGACCGGGGAGGUGACUGAGCACCUGGCGCUGCUGGUCCGCGCGCUCUGGACCCUCGACUACACCCCGCAGCUGUCCGUGGGCUUCAAGUCCACCGUGUCCAAGCACGGCUCCCAGUUCCGGGGGAACUCUCAGCACGACGCCCUGGAGUUCCUGCUCUGGCUGCUGGACCGCGUGCAUGAGGACGUCCACCUGCCGCCCUACAGCAACAACAACAACAGCCUCCAGGCCCCGCCCACGGGCCCUGGUGGACCUGAGGCCGACCCGCCUGCCGACCCGACCCAGCCACAGUGUGUCCCGCCCGGGGAGAGCCACAGCUUCGUCCAGGACCACUUCCAGGCCCAGUACAAGUCGUCUCUGACCUGCCCCCACUGUCUGAAGCAAAGCAACACCUUCGACCCCUUCCUCUGCAUCUCGCUGCCCAUCCCCCUCCGCCACACCAGGCCACUGUGCGUCACCCUGGUGUUCAGCACGAGGGGCCAGCGGUACCUGCGUGUGGGGCUCUCUGUGCCGCUGCAGGGCUCCCUGGCCGGCCUGCGGAGGAUGGUUGCUGACGAGGGACACAUCUCCCCCGACCAGGUCAUCCUGACAGAGAUCUACUCCACCGGGUUUCAGAGGUCGUUCUUCGACGAGGACGACCUGACCUGCGUUGCCGACAAUGAUGUCAUCUACGCCUUUCAGGCUCCGCCCCUUUACAUCAGAGCGGGAUCCGCAAGGAUCUCAGGGUACCACCACAGCCUGCCGUCCUCGCCCUUCUCCUCUGGUCCUGAAGGUCAAAGGUUACCCCCGUCGGGCACGCUGUCGUCUGAGUUCCUGAACCAAGGCGGCCCCGCCCGCAUCCUGCUGCUGGUCUGCAACGCCGCGCAGAACGUCAGGUUCGGGCCUCCCUUCCUGAUGCGUGAGGACCGCUCUAUCUCCUGGGACCAGCUGCAGCAGAGUGUCCUCAGUAAGCUGUAUUACCUGAUGAUCAACGGAGCGCAGGCUCAGAACGCCAGAGUGUUGUUCAACGUCCGCGUCGUGGGUGGGGCCUCUAGCUCAGGACCCUACUGCUACCUGUCGCCGCAGGAUGGCCGGCCCCUCUACCACCCCGCUGUGGAGCGGGCUCUGAGGCAGUGCGGGUCGGGGGCCCCCCCCCAUGUCAAGCUGAUCAUCGAGUGGGAGCCCCGAGUCAAAGACUGCCUGUUCGGGAACAUCCAGGAGGAGGUGGUGAAGGACGCGGAGAGCGUGCGCGGCCAGCAGCAGCAGCACGUCCAGCAGCUCAGCUGCUCUCUGGACGAGUGCUUCUCCCUCUACACCAAGGAGGAGCAGCUGGCCCCUGACGAUGCGUGGCGCUGCCCCCACUGCCGGCAGCUGCAGCAGGGCGUGGUCCAGAUGAGCCUGUGGACGCUGCCCGACAUCCUCAUCCUGCACCUCAAGCGCUUCCGGCAGGCGGCCGAGCGCCGCACCAAGCUCACCACGCUGGUGUCCUUCCCCUUGGCCGGCCUGGACAUGGCGCCCCACGUGGUCAAGAGGAACCGCGGCCAAUCCGCUGCCAGCACGGCCCUGCCCGACCCCGCCCCCGCCAACUACCUCUACGACCUGUACGCCGUGUGCAACCACCAGGGUGGGCUGCAUGGCGGCCACUACACAGCGUUCUGCAGGAACUCGGUGGACGGCCAGUGGUACAGCUACGACGACAGCAGUGCCGAGCCCGCCCCCCACGGGGAUGUGGUGACUCGUGGCGCCUACAUCCUCUUCUACCAGCGCCGCAACACGGUGCCACGCUGGUCUGCCAGCUCCUCCACCUCAGGGUCCACCAGCUCCUCAGCGUCGGACCACUGGCUGGUGCGGCUCCGGGAGAGCAGCCAGAGAGACAGCCUGGGAUCGGCCGGGUCGCUGGGGGCCCCCCCGGGACCCCUGCCCCCCGCCGACUCCCCUGAGCUGCCGGUGUUCAGAGAGGAGUCCUCCAGACCAGCAGAGACCAGCCCCGCCCCGGAGCCGUCCACACCGCAGGGGUUCCGGGGGCCACGGGUCCGGUCCCUCAGUAUGAGGUCUCCCACCCGGACCCGGGAGGCCCUGAGCAAGGUCCUGCCGCUGCGCUGGUCCCUGGGGGCCCGGGAGCGCUCCAGACCCCCCCAGACCCCCGCCCAGACCCCCGUCCCGCUGGUGGAGUACCUGGAGUCCGGGCGUCGUCCGCGCUGCUCCAGGGAGCCCAUCGUCGCCCUGGUGGCCACGCCCCCUCUUGCCGUGAGGGGCGUGGCCUCCGAGGGGGGGUGGGGGGAGCCAGGCUGUGGCCCCGGUGGGGGGGCCGGAGGGGGAAGCCCCUCUCCCCGCAGACCGGAGGGGCAGAGCAGAGCGGGGGGGUCUGAGAGGACCCCCAAGAUCCCGGAGGAGCCGGGCUGGCCCCGCCCGCCCCGGGACCCGGGCCGGGCCGCGGACCCCCAGCUGAGAGGGGCCAUCCUGGGGGGCCACGUGAGCCACAGCGCCCCCCCGAGCCGGGACUCCACCCUGCGGCGGUCCAGAGCCCACAUGGGCCCCGCGGGGCCCCCCCUCCAGACCGGCCCCCCAGGGCCCCCCCUGCAGAGGGACCUGCUCCACGCCGCGCUUGACAGGAAGCAGCGGAGCCAGGAGAUCCUGCUGUCCCCCCUCAGACCCCCCUCCAUGCGGCGGGACGCCCCCCGUGGCGGCCCCCCCCCCACGGCGGUGGAGAGCCUGAUCCGGGCCAGCGGGCCCCCGGGCCGGGCCCCCGGCGGGCCCCUGACCCAGCUGUCGCUGUCCAACGGCACGCUAAGCGGCGGCGAAGAAGCCCGCGGCGGCACUCAGGCCCGCGGGACGACCCAGACGCACCGUCACCACGGCGACAACCCCGCCGCUGACAUCAUGCGCACCCUCAGCUCCAGCAGCCUCCCGGGGGGGCCAGACCAGAGCCUGCGGCGCUGCACCUCGCUGCAGCGGAGCGGGGAGCUCGAGCUCCAGUGGAGCGGGAAGGCUCCAGGCUCCAUGUCCCAGGUCAAGGUUUCGAAGGUUCUGAACCUGGAAUGUCGGACCCCCACUGGGACCUCUUUCUCAGGGGACCGGUUUGGGGGUGCGGUCCAGAAUCACAGAGGUAAUGUCAGACCGCCGGGGGCUAAGCCCUUCUCCAUGAAUGGACAGACGAAACACAACGGCGCCCUGUGGUCCGACCGGCCCCCCGCCCGGGGGUCCCGAGUAACGCAGAUGACGUCUCUGAUCCCCUUGUGGACCCGGACACCUGAUCGCACGAGGGAGGGAACACAAACGCUGACCACCCGCUGGUGCUUUGACCUGCAGCGCUGGAACCCCACCUCCUGA
Messenger RNA from Gadus chalcogrammus (walleye pollock), 4206 nucleotides. Its product is annotated as ubiquitin carboxyl-terminal hydrolase 43-like. Gene Ontology annotation, biological process: protein deubiquitination. NCBI's taxonomy places the organism in Eukaryota, Metazoa, Chordata, Actinopteri, Gadiformes, Gadidae. The record is from RefSeq and is a predicted model, not a curated record. Gene Ontology annotation, molecular function: cysteine-type deubiquitinase activity.